Porites evermanni is the source of this 13333-nucleotide messenger RNA. Lineage: Eukaryota; Metazoa; Cnidaria; Anthozoa; Scleractinia; Poritidae. The record is from the annotation of a GenBank genome assembly.
CUCCCUUCAGAAUUCGCUUGUAAAGGUGUGGCGGAUGUAGCAUUUAUAGUAGAUUCUUCGGGAAGCAUUGGUAGAAGAAACUGGGUAAAAAUGCUCCAGUUCGUCAAAGACAUGGUGAAAGACUUCAAUGUUGGUCCCCAGAAGACGCAUAUCGCUGUAGUCGCUUACAGUAACAAUGCCAAAGUCGAGUUUAAAUUCAACAGUCUCAAGGAAUCUGAAAUAACAGAGGAACGAUAUUACAGACUCAUCGACAGGAUGGGGUUUCAGAGAGGCUUUACGUUUAUUGACAAAGCACUCAUAUUGACCAACGAAGAAAUAUUUUCCACGGCUUCUGGAAUGAGACCUGGCUUACCGCAGGUUUGAAAAGAAUACUAGUCACGUUUUUGAGACGUUUUUGACCGCCAAACGUCCACUAGAAGUGGACUUUUUGUAUUCUGGGGGGUUGGUUUUGCCCAAAGUUUUAGGCAGGUCGUCUUUAUUACAGUGAAGACACUAAGAAAUACAAAUUUGGUUGCUUGAAGGCAUGUUAAAAUGUAAACCACCUCACUUCCGGUUGACGUGAGUCGCUGAAAAUCGCCUUUGCUAAUCAGCUCCCUAUUAUACCAUAAACUGCUACUUGGGCCCACACACCCCCGUAAGGGAGUUUUAGGAGGGCUUAUAAACGGAUGGGCUUAAUAUCUCAGAAGGGGCUUAUAACCGGAAUAGAAAAAGCGGUUCAAAACAAGCGAAAGCAGUGCUGAUCAAAAUACGUUUUCCAUUUACUGGCCGUAAAGAAAAGAAAAGCUACAGGGGGCUUAUACCCGGGGGCAAAUAAUCGGGGAUAUUUUUUUUUUACAAACUGAUGGGCCUAUAACUGGCCGGGGGGGGGGGAGGGCUUGUAAGCGGAAGUUUACCGGUACUCAGCUUUUUUUUUUCCUCUCACUGUUGUCAAAUGUCUUGUGCUAAUGAGUAUAUAAGUAGAAUUGCCGUUUAAUUCUUGUCUCUGUAUUGUAAGGGAUGCUUGUUGAAGUGUAAUUCUCGCCUACCUCUCAUUCAAUAUAAGAAUGCUCAAAUUAGUUUGCACUUGCCGGUAUAGUUUUGAAUGGGUUGUUAAAACUUUUUUCAGGGACUGAGAAAAAAUGGAAAACGGGUAUCUGUAAUGUGAGCUGUUCCCUUUAAUCGUCUCUCGCCUUCAUCGACGAUUUUAACCGAGAAACCAAUUGUAUUAUUUUUACGAACUGAUCAGCCCCCUAUACAGACUGUAGUUUAAGAGUUAGGGCCUGUUUACAUGGAGGAGGGGGACCCUAGGUAUAGAUGAGGUAACCCGCCUGUCCAUACAAUCUCUAAUUUUAAUUUGAUCACGUUUACAUGAUAGGUGGAGUGACCCGCCACAUGUUACCUCACCUAUCUGGGGUUCCCCACUCCAUGUAAACAGGCCCUUAGAAAUUAUAGUGUCUGUAAUGAAAACUUUUUAUGCUCCUGUUUCACAUGUUCUUCCUAAAACGUUGCUUGCGUUUUCACAUGACGUCACGUCCGCCAUAUUGGUCUUUCAAAACGAUCAAACGGCGGCCAUAUUGAUCUUCCAAACCAGCCCUGUCGGAGCUGAGUCUUUUUCUUACGUAAAACUAUCUUUUGUUUCAAUAAAUUUGCUUAGCUGCUUGUCACGUCGACGGAAAUGCUUUAUAGGACAAGAAAAUGAUGUUUCCUGACCGCUUAUAUUUCUUUGUGUUCUCUUUUCAGCACCUCUUACAACACCGAGUACAACAGGUAUUAAAUUCAUUACUCUUAUUGCUUAGCUAAGUUUUAUAUUGUCACGAAUUAUAGAUAAAUUUGGUACUUGUAUGGGUUUAUUAAGAAAAUACAGAUUUAACACAUGAUCCUUUUCCGUCUAGAGUAAUAAAUUUAUCAAUUAAGGACCUCUUUUGCCUGGUCUAGGAGCUGCAACUUACGGAGCAAAAGAUUCAAUGCCAAAUGAGUUGGCGAAAAAUUGCGAGUAAACUUUUUUAUACUACGUUGGUAUUUUAUAACUCUUUAGACAAUUUGAUAGGGUGAAAUGCAGAAAAAAAAAGCAAAAAAUAACUUUCUUUUUGUUUGGAACACGUGCUGAAUGGGUGGCUAUGCGUUUCUUCGCCUUUCUAUGAGGUGAAUUGCCUGCCCAACAGUGACACACAAUAUACACAAACAACGGAUUUAUUUAAAAAUUCUCAAUACAAAUAAUCCAUGGGAAGCAUACGAAAGUUAAAAAGCCGAACAAAACAAAAAUGCAUGUUUAUGCCAGACGAACAUAUUUCACCACCAAGCCUCGCUUUACAAUUAAAAUAAAACAUUUCCCCCGGUAGAAGAGUUAGAAAGAAUACCCUGCACAGAGAGUGGAAUGGGAAAUAACAUUGUUCGCAAACAAAGUUUGGUGGUGAAGAUUUCUUUUCUGACGUAACCAUGCAUAAGGCCUAAGUCGCCGCAUGUAAGGAGAACGAAGACAGUCAUGGAUUUCGGAUUCUACAACGUGGAUUCCGGAUUCCAGGCGCUGGAUUCCGGAUUCCACAAGCAAAAAUUUGCUGGAUUCCGGAUUCCACAAGAAAAAAUUUGCUGGAUUCCGGAUUCCACAAACAAAAAUUUCCCGUCUUCCGGAAUCCGGAGAUUCCCUUACAUCCAGCUAUUGGUCAAAGCAGGACUCCAUGCCUCGUACUCCUAAUUUCGGGUGACCAACAAGCUGAAGCUGGACUGCUCUGAUUACUCUAACUGAUUACGUUGAACUUGUUCCCUCUGUCUUGCUCCCUUCAGAAUUCGCUUGUAAAGGUGUGGCGGAUGUAGCAUUUAUAGUAGAUUCUUCGGGAAGCAUUGGUAGAAGAAACUGGGUAAAAAUGCUCCAGUUCGUCAAAGACAUGGUGAAAGACUUCAAUGUUGGUCCCCAGAAGACGCAUAUCGCUGUAGUCGCUUACAGUAACAAUGCCAAAGUCGAGUUUAAAUUCAACAGUCUCAAGGAAUCUGAAAUAACAGAGGAACGAUAUUACAGACUCAUCGACAGGAUGGGGUUUCAGAGAGGCUUUACGUUUAUUGACAAAGCACUCAUAUUGACCAACGAAGAAAUAUUUUCCACGGCUUCUGGAAUGAGACCUGGCUUACCGCAGGUUUGAAAAGAAUACUAGUCACGUUUUUGAGACGUUUUUGACCGCCAAACGUCCACUAGAAGUGGACUUUUUGUAUUCUGGGGGGUUGGUUUUGCCCAAAGUUUUAGGCAGGUCGUCUUUAUUACAGUGAAGACACUAAGAAAUACAAAUUUGGUUGCUUGAAGGCAUGUUAAAAUGUAAACCACCUCACUUCCGGUUGACGUGAGUCGCUGAAAAUCGCCUUUGCUAAUCAGCUCCCUAUUAUACCAUAAACUGCUACUUGGGCCCACACACCCCCGUAAGGGAGUUUUAGGAGGGCUUAUAAACGGAUGGGCUUAAUAUCUCAGAAGGGGCUUAUAACCGGAAUAGAAAAAGCGGUUCAAAACAAGCGAAAGCAGUGCUGAUCAAAAUACGUUUUCCAUUUACUGGCCGUAAAGAAAAGAAAAGCUACAGGGGGCUUAUACCCGGGGGCAAAUAAUCGGGGAUAUUUUUUUUUUACAAACUGAUGGGCCUAUAACUGGCCGGGGGGGGGGGAGGGCUUGUAAGCGGAAGUUUACCGGUACUCAGCUUUUUUUUUUCCUCUCACUGUUGUCAAAUGUCUUGUGCUAAUGAGUAUAUAAGUAGAAUUGCCGUUUAAUUCUUGUCUCUGUAUUGUAAGGGAUGCUUGUUGAAGUGUAAUUCUCGCCUACCUCUCAUUCAAUAUAAGAAUGCUCAAAUUAGUUUGCACUUGCCGGUAUAGUUUUGAAUGGGUUGUUAAAACUUUUUUCAGGGACUGAGAAAAAAUGGAAAACGGGUAUCUGUAAAGUCAUCGAAAAAGUAAAAGAUCUCUUCGGCACCCUAUUAUUACAAGCUUCUACAAUACUUGAAAAAAGUCUGCCUUGAACCCACCAUACUGAUGCGAGGAGGAUAUUUAUUCAUUAUAAUGUUUCAGUACUUUGGUGCUUGUGUCGCCCAAUGGCCAUUUUCUCUUUUCUUGUGUAUGCUUUUACGUGGCUUUGUGCGGGUGUGUUGUGGCUUAAUGGUCAUGCGCACAGGAGAACAUAACGCAGCAACCUGAGCCGGAAAGUGCCUAGCAGAUCUUAAAAGGCGAAUUUUUUCCUAGCUAACUUUCCAUUAUCACCCUCUUUGUAGCACCAUAUAAAUUACUCAUUCGUAGCCUAACAGCAUCAAGCUGUCCGCUAUUCCAACUGUUUUCGAUGAAAUUAGGGGGUGGACAAUCAAAACCUUAUAAGAGAGACAAACUUCUAGUACCACGUAGUAUUUUUGCAUUUUUGAAUGGCUGGUAAUGGGUCGUUAGCAUCUAAACAAUCACACUGGACAAAAAUUCUUUUCUGGAGAGCAUGAAAGGCUGUGGGGCAAAACCAAUAUAUAAUUUAAUAUGAAGGUUGAGUUAUCUUUCCUUGCAAGAAAUUCGAUUCUUUUUUUCAAGUUACCGGUUUUACUAGCUCUUUUUUUUUUUCAACAGAUUGCUAUUGUUAUCACGGACGGCGAACAAACAACCAACAAAGGACCUUACACUCCACUUUCAAUAGCAUCCAGAGGACUCAAAGACAAAAAAGUUAGAGUCUAUGCCCUUGGAAUCGGCAAAAGAAUUAAUCGCGAUCAGUUGAACGAAAUAGCCAGUUCAAAUGUCAACAUCUUCACAGCUACCAGUUUCUCAGAACUUGCACCCUUAGCGCAGAUUAUUGUCCAAUAUUCAUCAAACCCAGGUAGGCCUUGACAGAUGCAUACCAUUCAUCCUCCAAAAUGACAGUCUACGUCUACGUCUACUUGUCCGGUCAAUUCUCCCCGUAGAGAAAGCCGGAAAUACACCUUGUUUUUUGUUUUUCGGCGUCUUGGUAAUAUAACGUAUACCGAGUGUUCUCGUCAAAUCUUAAGGAGCGGGCGCUGAGCGGGCGGUGUUAUACUUAGGGCACUUAGGGCCCGCGCCACAGGAUUCGAAGAGAACGUCCCGUGUUGAUAGAAUGCCCAUCAGCUUCUGAGUCAAAGAAAAGCGUGUUUGCAGGCUUUUCUACAAGAAAUAUAUAGGGAUAAUUGACCAGAAAAUACAAAACACUACUUAACAUCAAACCUUUAUUUAGUUGACAUCCAUGUUACCUAUGGUCAUGGUUUGUUUUUGAAUUAAUGCAAACUGAUUAUGACCAGCAACCACUUCGUUCUGCCGCAAUAGUUGUUAUUCAUCACGGCCGACGCAUCAUACCUGAGGAUCUAAUAAUAAUAGAGCAUCAUUUGUAUUUGAUUCUAUGAAUUGAUGGCGACGGCUUACGACUUGCUUUAUUUCCAUUCCAUUUCAAACUUUCCAGUCUUAAAAUAUCAAAUUACGUACUUUAAUUCAUCAUUCAUUUAUUUCCUGAAUGGCUGCUUACGUGAGCUGGCAAGAUGAAACGACUAUUCUGAUUUUUUUUUGUUCUUGCGUCUUAACUGUUUCUUAGUUACUUUUCUCAGUGUUCUGUGUCCAUUGAUUGUGUAUGUUUCAUUUUCAGAAAAUCAUUUUGUACUAUCAAAUGCGACAGGUACGUACGUAUCUACAAUCCCAGACAGAAGUCCUUGGGAUAGCGAUGCAGUAUUCCUAAUUAUCUGAAAUUGUGAAUGCCCUCAUAAAACAGUUCAAUCGUUCAGUUAUCCCUCCCCCCACCAUACAUUAAUUUGAAACUAAAAAAAAAAAAUUUUGAAUACCCGCGUCCACAAUCGUUUGUGGGGUGGGGCAGGAGAGGGGAUGGGCAUGUUUUGAUCAGAAAAGGCCGACAAAAGCCAAUUUUUCCCAAAACUUUUGCCGAUGACUGUUUUUUUUUUUUUAAGUUUUCAGCGUUACUAGUCAUAGAUUAGACAUAGUUAUUUGUGAAAGUGAGUCCAUUAAAUUAACAGGAUAAAACUGUUUUGAGAACGACCCCUUCUCCUGUCCUGAAAGUGGCACUUAAGCAUGAUUUGAUUUGAUCCCGCAUCAUGCACAAGUUCAUUCUUACUCUCUUAAACGACCCGUUUAAAAUUCUUAAAAAAGGCUGUUUUCAUAUUUUUCUCAGAUUACCCGUAACAAAUAACUCACAGGUUCUACAUUCCAUGACGGCUCUCUUUCCGAGCGCGUGCACUGAAUGGGUGGACAAACAGGAGUUAAAUUCCUCGUGCAUAGAUAGAAUAAACGCUUUGUUUAUUGGGAAUGCAUUUAGCUCAUUUAACUACUUAACGAGCGCUCCUCUGAUAGAGUCAAAUGCAGCCUCGUCUAAUCCGUAUGUUUUUGAAACAGAAAUAUUUUUGGAUACGAAUCGACCUUUAGUCCACACGUAAGUCGUAAUCCGCACACCGAAACCGCAGAUCUUUUUGAAACCGCUUUCCAGGGUGUUUCUUUUUUGGAUCCGACGGGCUUGGUGAAUUCGUGUAGACGACUGAAACCGGAUGCUUUUCAUGUCUGCCACGUCCCGAUAAACUCCGGUCCAGGCUUAAAUGCGAGCUUCUAAAUUCAUUAUGGUGGGCAAUACUGGAACAAUUCCAGUAUACACCAGAAUAUUUGGAUUGGAGCAGUUUCCAGUCGUCCUUUGCCUUUCGCUUCGAUGUCUUGUAGUCGCUGGUUAUUUUAACAUAAGUUCGGCUCUAUCGUCGCUUCGAACGAAUGAACUUGCAGUUUGCGUGCUCACUUCUCAGUAACAUUCCUGCUUGAGACAUUCCUAAGAUAUAAACUCACGGCUGCGGGCUAAAAGCGCUGUAAUUAGAAAAGACAUAUGACCGGUGUGCCCGACGUAGCUACAACGAUUUGCGCAUGCACACAAGCUAGUGGUCACAGUAACCUAUUCUUGUGGAUUGGUGAAUCGAAACCAGAUAUACUACACUGAAUUCUUACUGAGGCAAAUAUUGAGUAUGCGGUUUCAGCGUAAUCGGAUUCGUGUGGACGUGGCCUGAUACUCCUAAUGAUUCAUAAACCAAAAUGGGGAAACACUUGGCCUUUUUUCAGGAAUUGAAAUUGGUAGAACAAAUCGAAGGUCUGCUUUGCGCAACAUCCGUAUUUGACUUAUUUCGAGUCAGAUUUCCCGACGAUUGGACUACCUCACUCCCCUAAUUAAUUUCUCUCUUAACUUUAACUCUUUUUAGAAUCCGCUUGUAACGCCGUGGCAGAUGUCGCAUUCAUCAUAGAUUCUUCGGGAAGCAUUGGUAGAAGAAACUGGGCCAAGAUGCUUCAGUUCAUCAAAGACUCGGUAACAGCCCUAAAUGUUGGUCCUCAGAAGACGCAUAUUGCUGCGGUCGCUUACAGUACUGAUGCCAAUGUCGAGUUUACAUUUAACAGUCUCAAGGGAUGUGAGUUAACAGAGAAAGGUUACCACAGUCUCAUUGACAGAGUUCGGUUUCAGAGAGGCCAUACCUUUAUUGAUAAGGCACUCAUGCUUGCCAAUGAGAAAAUAUAUACUACAGUUGCUGGUAUGAGACCUGAGUUGCCACAGGUAUGGAAAAUCCUAGUCAAACUCAUUAAAAAUAAAUAAAUAAAUAAGAGAAUAAAUAAGUAAACAACAACUCAGUUGGGGCGUCAGUUUUUCAGGGUCUUCAUGGCCAACAUCACUAGAGCACGCGAAAAUAAGAGGAAAAGAAAAAAAGAGAGAGAAAAAAGAGAAAUAAACAAGCAUACACUGCAAAAGCUUGCUAUAAUUUAAGCGGGAAUUAUCGCAGCGAAUGGGGUACCUUGGGUGGGGCUUGACUGACAUGCAGAGGACAUGGAUAAUAUGAUAUGAAUAAUUAUAAAGAUCGCAGAGGGUGUUACUCUAUGCCUUGUCCAAUAAUUGUUUUCGUGAUCAUUUAAAAUAGUUCAAACUUCAAAAUAUGCUUACCUUGUUUCCGUCUUCAUAACCUGGCGAAUUAGGGAAACAAAGGGAUAUAAAUAGGAUUUGUCAACUAUCGGUUGGUAUUUAUGCUGUUCUCAUGGUGUAUUUUAGGGCAGUUAGUAGUUCGGAUGAUUGCUAAGUUUGAUAAUAUUUUCCUUUUCUAGCAUCAUUAUUUUCUACUUAAAUUCGGACCCUCAUUAAGCUCCUAUUUUUUCUUUUGGAAGGAAUCUGAGAUUUUUUUUCCGAGCAACUCAUUUCACUAAUUAUCAUUCGCUUUGUCAGAUUGCAUUGGUUAUUACCGACGGCGAACAGACAUCAAACCAAGGACCUUACACGCCUCUUUCACUAGCAUCCAAAGGAAUCAAAGAUAAGAACGUUGAAGUUUACUCUCUUGGAAUCGGCAGAAAUGUUAAUCGAGAUCAGCUGGAAGAUAUAGCCAGUUCCAAAACAAACGUCUUUACGGCUGCAAGUUUCUCAGAACUUACAUCCGUGGUGCCGACCAUUUUCCACAGGUUAUGCCCAGGUAGGGUUUAGCAAUUAAGCGGAAUGAUUAGUUGAAGCAAAUGUUCAGCCAAUGACAAACACUACCUAGAAGAAGGAAAUGUUACGUCAUCAGUAUGAAAUUUCUGCGCUCGUUCACCCUAUUUCAUUUUGUGGGGGGAAACUGUUCGUGGUGUCGCGAAAUGUCUGCUGUUCAUCGCAGGCUACAUUUAGCGCGACUGAUAUUAUGUGCAUCCACUGUAAAAUGUUGUGUGUCCACUCUAAAGAAAGAGGCAACAUACACUUUUCUUCCUUUGUUGGAUUACUUAAAAUUUAAAAAUACAGCAUUAAGACCCCCUGAAGCUGAUUCAGAACGUACAUGAGAUGAGUUGAUUUUUUUUUUCUGUUUGCAUCAGUGCAACCUCAAAACAUCCAGUUAACAGUGAAUGACUCCAGCUUCUGUCAGGGUGAUGUCUUUAGUUUAAGCUGUUCUACUGAUCGUAAACCCGCCGCGGAAGAAUACCAGUUAUUUGAGAAUGAUGUCCUUGUCAGUAGAAGCAGCAGCAGCCCGUUGAUUUGGACUAAAACAGCAUUAGCUGGAGGAGAGUUCGUUUAUAGAUGUGUGGCUGAAAACUCUGCAGGGACUGCAAAUGCCACAAGGACAAUCACUGUAAAUGGUAAAGUUAUAUUGCAUUAAUUUUUCGUUUUGUGAAGUUGAUAAUUUAACCAUAACCCUUUUAGUCCCAAGAGUGACUAAAAUCAAUUUUCUCCUAUCAAAAAGUGAAUAUUAAUACAUUAUCAAGAGAAGAGGUUAUGAGAAGUAAUAAAAUUAUCACGAAAGUGAAAAUGCUUGGAUCUUUUAUCAAAUUCUCUCAACCAAUUCCUUAAGGAAAUGUAUGGAGAUCAGUUUAAAGAAUUUGCAAGUGGAUAUUGGGGCUUAAUUAAAGGGUUAAUCCAGAUAAGUUAUAGUCGAACUCUACUUUUGAAUAGCGAGAAGUACCAUCCGAGCUCUAAAUAACAUCACCGCCGUGGAGGGUGAAAAUUGGAUUCUGACUUGUGGUGUUACUGGGAAUCCUGCGCCAUCAGUAUCCUGGAUAGAAGUUAGAACUGGCAGCCGCACUGGAGGGAACAUCCACGAGCUUGUUAACAUCAGAAGGAAUGACGCUGGUGAAUAUAAAUGUGAAGCAAGCAGUCUUUGUGGAAAUGACACAAAAAGCACCUUUCUAAUCGUACAUUGUAAGUGAUUGCUAACUUACAGACAAAGUAUUGGUUAAUGCAUUAUCACUGAAUUCCUGGCUUACUAAAAUACUAAAUACAACUUGUGCAAUAACUGGUAUUAGAACUAUAUAACCCAAAAAGGCAAUUUUAAGUUUUGGCCUUGAUUUUUAAGAGAAAGCAUGAGGCGAACUCUGCGUCCUCACCAAACAAGGAUCCAACCAGUCCGUAACUUUCAUGCAUAAAUUAACUAACAUGGAUAUGGGCUUUGGGGCCCGUUUCUCGAAAGUCCCGGUAACUUUUCGGGCCCGAAACCAAAUAUUCAAAUCAAAAUAUAAAGAAUAAGAGCGCCGGUUCUAGCUAGCAAACUACUCCAUUUUGUUUCAUUAACUGAUAGUUUUAUCUUGUUAGAUGAAAAACUAUUGAAACCUCAAUCUUUAAUGUAACUGGAGUCAGCUUACCGGGCCCGUUUAUUAUCGGGACUUUCCAGAAACGUGCCCUUGGUCACCUCCAAAAAAUCGCGAUAAAUCUGAAAGGUUAUUUACAGGCCGUAACUGGAAUAGCUUAGAUUCCAAAAAAAAUAUAGUGUGACGAAACCGAAAUUGGUAGUAAAGUACAAGGCGAAAUGCCCCGAAAUAAGUUCGAGCCCUCCAGUAGAAAUGGAACUUACGUUUCCCAGUUACUUUUGGACGCUCUACCCAUUGAACAAUGGGUGACUCAUAUGGUGAGCAGGUCGUAAGCUUUGGAGUAGUCAAAGGAGUACACUAGACACGGUCGUACUUUCGGUCACCCUGUGACAGUCCAUCAUGCCUCUGACCAAAAUUUUAUAAGAUUAUUUUAUAAGAUUUUCUUUUCGAACGUCAAGCAACACUGUGCGUACUACUACUACUACUACUACUACUACUACUACUACUACUACUACUACUACUACUACUACUACUACUACUACUACUACUACUACUACUACUACUACUACUACUACUACUACUACUACUACUACUACUACUGCUGCUGCUGCUACUACUACUACUACUACUACUACUACUACUACUACUACUACUACUACUACUACUACUACUACUACUACUACUACUACUACUACUACUACUACUACUACUACUACUACUACCACUAUUACUACUACUACUACUACUACUACUGCUGCUGCUGCUGCUGCUGCUGCUGCUGCUACUGCUACUGCUACUACAGAAACAGACAGAUAAACAAACAAACAAGUAAAAGUAAAGUCUUUCAAUGAGCACUGCUUAUAAGUAAAAGUACAGUGUCUUUAAAUGAGCACUGCUUAUCAGUGAACAUUCGUGUUUUACUAUCCAUAGCAGUGUGCCCAAUCUUUUACAAUUCAACUUAACGUGUUUUUGGUGAAGUUAAGAAAUGUAGCAUUUAAAACUCACGAAUCUUUAUCAAAAUAUACUUGAAACAAGUUGAAUCUCCCUUUUUCCGUUUGCUUUAGUCAAGCCCGAAAACGUACAGUUGGCAGCGAAUGACUCAAGCGUUUGUCAGGGUGAUGUCUUUAGUUUAAGCUGCUCUGCUGAUGGUAACCCUGCCGUGGAAGUCUAUCAGUUAUUUGAAAAUGAUGUCCUUGUAAGUAGAAGCAGCAGAAGCCCAUUGGUUUGGAGUAAAACAGCAUCAGCUGGAGGAGUGUUUGCUUACAGAUGUGUGGCUGACAACUUUGUGGGGACAGCAAGUGCUACAACAAAUGUGACUGUAAACGGUAAAAUAAUUUUUAAUUUGUGCAUAUUAGUUAAUUGUUUAACUUUCAAUACAAAAUAUUAAAUAACACCCUGACUUUUUUGUCUAUGACAGUAAGACCUGUGAUACAGACUCUGGAUAACAUCACUGCAGUCGAGGGUGAAAACUGGAAUCUGACCUGCAGUGUUAAGGGGAGUCCUGUGCCAUCUUUAUCUUGGAUAGAAGUUAGAAAUGGAAGCCGAACAGACGGGAACGUCCGUGAGCUAAUCAACAUCCGUAGAAGUGACGCUGGUGAAUACAAGUGCGAAGCAAGCAAUCUUUGUGGAAAUGACAUCAAGAUCACAUUUCUGAUUGUAAACUGUAAGGGAUUGCCGAUUAAAAUUUUUUAAUGUAAUAUUUUAUCAUAAAAAAUGGUUUAUAUAAAAAUAAACUAUUUGCCUAAUAUUUGAUUUGCGAAAUAAGAUAUGAAAAUCUAAUGUGAUAAUUUGAUCCUAAAUCUCAUUUAUAACUGUAUUUGGCAUUUUUUGUAAGUUUCUAAUAAUUUUGAAUUAUAAAAACAGCCCGUAAGUAUUUUUGCGUAUACAACUGUAGGUAAUAAUUGCGCCUAUACGUAGGCUUGUGUGGCUUGCAUGAGAAAUCGCUUAUACCGGCGCUUCGCUCACCUCGAAAACUUGAUUUUGAGAACUCCACUGUGUUACAGCCUAAUUAAUAAUCGAUAAAAGUGUAUGCCUUAAGUAAAGAAAAUUUCAUUUUCUUGUGCAUGUUUCUCAUGAUAACAAUCGGCACGAAAGAUAUUGUGGAUAAUGCAGGGUUCCGUAAAUCGUUUGUCUCAUGAUCGAUUGUCACAUAGAUAUUGAUCGCAACGUUUCAACCGCGUGCUGCAGGUUUUCAUCAGGCAAUAGCGUCGAUUUACUGCGUAGAACUAUUUGUACCGCCAUGGUUGGUACUAUUAUUAUCAUUAUAAUGGUUUACUUACACUAACUUGACAGCUUUUCGUAUCAAAGGAGGGUCAGCGUGCUCGCCGAGGUCGCCUUAGUUAAGGUCGUCAGAUGGGGAUUGGGCACCUGAUUCUUGCAUACAAUGUAGCUAUACUCAGCACUUAAUUUUGUGUCCAAUUUAAAGGAUUAAGUUUUCGUAUAUUUUGGUCUUUGAUUCGUAAUUUGUUGAAAUCUAGAGGAAUUUUCUGAAUUUACUUGAAGAGAAUUGAGUUUUCGUGUUUUUUCUUUGUUUCAGUUAAACCAGAGAACAUCCAAUUAACAGUUAAUGACUCAAGCGUUUGUCAGGGUGAUGUCUUUAGUUUAAGCUGCUCUGCUGAUGGUAACCCUGCCGUGGAAGUCUAUCAGUUAUUUGAAAAUGAUGUCCUUGUAAGUAGUAUCAGCAGAGGCCCAUUGGUAUGGAGUAAAACAGCAACAAUUGGAGGGGUGUUUGUUUACAGAUGUGUGGCUGACAACUCUGUGGGGACAGCAAAUGCUACAACAACUGUCACUGUAAAUGGUAAAUAAGCUACUUAUUUGAUACUUCAAAACGACCUAUACUUGAUACUCAUUGAAUGAUCAAUGCUACUGAUUUCUUCAAGUACCAGUGGGAAUGUGUUCCUGCCACCUGGGACUUAAUCGCGAAGAUUCUUAAGUCAUGAAAGCGAUCCAAGAAGCCUCUCUGAUUGACUUAAUUGUAAAGAAUUAUUACAUAGUAAUAUAUUAAUGGUAUUCCUCUCCAUUGUAUAAAAUAAUGAAUAAUUGAUCGAUGAAACUCAUAUUAAUGAGAUCCUAAUUUUCUUUUUAAAUAGCAGGAAGUACUAUUCAGAUUCUUCACAACAUCACAGUAGUAGAAGCUGAAAACUGGAAUCUGACUUGUAGUGUCAGUGGGAAUCCUGUGCCAUCAGUAUCCUGGACGAAAGUUAGAACUGGUAGCCGUACAGAAGGGGACGUCCGUGAGCUUAUUAAUAUCCAUAGAAGUGACGCUGGUGAAUACAAUUGCGAAGCAAGAAAUUUUUGUGGAAAUGACAUCAAGAGGAUAUUUCUGUUUGUACACUGUAAGUGA